Fibroporia radiculosa is the source of this 2127-nucleotide messenger RNA. RefSeq lists its product as uncharacterized. Gene Ontology annotation, biological process: intracellular protein transport; endoplasmic reticulum to Golgi vesicle-mediated transport. Lineage: Eukaryota; Fungi; Basidiomycota; Agaricomycetes; Polyporales; Fibroporiaceae. Gene Ontology annotation, cellular component: cytosol; Golgi membrane. The record is from RefSeq and is a predicted model, not a curated record. The coding region runs from base 1 to 2127 and encodes 708 amino acids. The transcript has 9 exons. Gene Ontology annotation, molecular function: syntaxin binding.
AUGGCGAGCAGCGUCAUGAAACAAGCCUCCGCGGCUCCUGCAACUUUGCAGGAGGCCCAGACAACCGCGCUCUUAACACUGCUUAAUCUCAACAGUCCUGUCGAGAAUACCCCAAGUCCCACAUCGUCGAGUGUAAAACCUCCCUCAUCUUCCAAGGUCCCUGUUCCCGCUGGCCCUCCAGUGUGGAAAGUCCUCGUUUUGGACCAGCACACGAAGGAUGUCCUGGCCACUGUGCUUCGCGUUCAAGAUUUGCGUGACGUGGGAGUGACUCUGCAUGUACAGCUACACUCUAAUCGUCCACCACUGCCGGACGUGCCUGCCGUUUACUUCGUCUCUCCCACUCUUGCCAAUGUCAAGCGAAUUGCACAGGAUUUAGAGAAAUGUCUCUACGAGUCCUUUCAUCUGAAUUUCGUCGAGCCAUUACCAAGAGCCCUUUUGGAAGAACUUGCAGCAGCGGUGGCGCGUGAUGGUACAGGAGAGUCCGUCGAACAGGCGAGUCGAGUUGCAUCAUCUGAGGGCUCCUUCUCUGAUCAUAUCCCUGUUGCUAUUUUCAGGUACUCGACCACGGCAGCAUCUGCAUCAACCCCAAAUACUACACCCCAACCAGGUCCCUCGCAAACGCAUUCAACGUAUGCACUACUCAACUCGCCCUCAUCCACUGAACAACAAAUUGAGGAAGAGGUUGAGCGGGUCGCAUCUGGACUGUUUAGUGUGGUAGCAACCACAGGCCAUGUUCCCAUCAUUCGCUGUCCAAGAGGUAAUGCUGCCGAAAUGAUUGCCAAGAAAUUAGAGACAAAAGUCAGAGAUGCCAUACUGUCUGCUGCGCGCUCACAUACAACAUCAAUAUUUGCUCAAGAUUCGACGGGAUUGUCAAAUCUUCAGCGCCCUCUCUUGCUUAUCCUGGACAGGAACGUCGAUCUUGUGUCAAUGAUGUCGCACGGUUGGACAUACCAAGCACUCGCAUCAGACUGUCUAGAGAUGAAGUUAAAUCGUGUCGUAGUGUCUCAACCUCAGAAGCGAUCUUACGACCUCGACUCAAAGGAUUUUUUCUGGGCAAAAAAUGCCGCCAAUCCAUUCCCCCAAGUCGCAGAGGAUAUUGAUACCGAGCUCAACCGGUAUAAGCAGGACGCUGCGGAGAUUACCAGGUCUACGGGAGUCAGUGACGUGAAUGAUAUUGCUCAGAUGGAUCUAUCGGCAAACGCCGCCCACCUGAAGACAGCAAUCACCCAGCUGCCCGAGUUGACUGCGCGUAAAGCCGUUUUAGAUACCCACAUGAACAUUGCCACCGCGCUCUUGGAAGAAAUAAAGAAACGUGGUCUUGAUGAACUUUUCAGCACAGAAGAAGCUAUUAACAAACAGACAGUACAGACCAUUCUUGAAACUCUCCGCCAUCCCAAGGAUGGUGUGACGCCGACGCCUUCAGACAAACUCCGUCUUGUUCUGGUGUUUUAUCUCUCAUCCCCGGAUAAUGCCAUAUCCAAGGACGACAUCGCUGAGCUAGAGAAGGAGCUGAAGUCUUCUGGCGCUGACAUUGCCGCAUUCGAGUACGUCCGGCGGACAAGAGAAAUAUCUAGAAUGACCGUUCCGAGUGCGAUGGGCGGUUCGUCUACGCCUUCACAAGGCGGCGUAACUCCUGGCGGCGAGCUGUUCAAGGGGUUCAGCGCUCUUGGCAACAGAUUGACGGAUCGGCUUAAAGACGGCGGUCUUGAGAAUCUCAUUUCGGGCGUAAAGAACUUCCUACCAGCAAAUAAGCUGCUGCCCGUGACCCGGCUGACUGAAGCCUUGAUGGAAUCGUCUGCCGCGUCAAACCAGUCCCUGCAAGAGACAGACGACUAUCUGUUCCUGGACCCGCGAGCAUCGCGCAAUGCGAACACUGGGCUUGGCAUCUCUGGCGUGAGUGCCCCAGGUGGCGGCGCGGGCUCUGCGAGUGGACGGACAAAGCGAAUGGCAUUCGUAGAAGGCACCGUAUUCGUCGUUGGUGGUGCAGGUUAUGUCGAAUACGGCAACCUGGAAGAGUGGGCGAAGCGGACAGGGAAAAGGGUCACGUACGGUGGCACCGAGAUUCUGGAUCCGGGAGGAUUCGUCCAGGUGCUUGAAGAGUUGGGCAAGGCCGGUGCGCAAGGGUGA